GCCUGGGGGAAUCUGCCUUUGCGCGUCUUCUGGUUUUCAUUUUCUCUUAAUUUAUCGAAUCUCUCUUCUCCCUCCUCUCAUUCUAUUCUAGGGUUAGGGUUCCGAUUCUGCAGAGAUUUCUGCCCUCGAAGAACUUGGUAGGCUAAGCAUGUCGUGAUUCUCCCAAAUUUCUGGUGAUAGGCCUAAUUUCUCCUACUGCUACCCGUCCCGUGUUUUCUGGGUGUUUAGGUGUUUUUUGUCCAAACUCCAUUGAAACAACAUUCUCUUUGAUAAGUUAAUUAAAAAAAAAAAAGAAAAAAAAGAAGAAAGCAAUGUAUACCUCCGAGGGAGCCCAAGCCCCUGAUUUUGUUGCUGACCAGGGCAUCUAUUACCCCGUUGAUCCCAAUUAUGCCUAUUAUUGUACAGGUUAUGAGUCGCCCGGCGAAUGGGAGAACCAUCAGAUGUUUUUUGGUGCGGAUGGUUCACAACUCCAGUACCAGGGUGGGCAGAAUGAAAAUUCUCCCUAUAUAUACUAUACUCCUAGUUAUGGAUAUGCACAGUCUCCUUACAAUCCCUUCAAUCCUUACAUCCCCGGCGCUGAUUCUCCUUUCGUUGCUUCCCAACAAUUCUACCCUCUUCCUCCUUACCCGACCCUCGCAUCGUCGUCCUAUGCAGCUCACCCUGAUAUCGUCUCCAGUAGCUCAGCGAACUCUUUGGUAGAGACGGGUUCAGCUGCUAACAGGGGUCGAUCUGACGGGAGAGGAUCCAGGAACAGAAACGCUUCAGCUGCUGAUGGAAUCCAGAGGAAUCCCCCUACUGUGAGCAGGUCCUCCGAGAAGCCAAGGCCUAACACUGGUGGACAAAACAGACCACUAUCAACAGAGAAGAGAGUUUCUACGCCAUUUCCGGCCCUCCAGGGAAAAGCUAUUUCUGUUAGCACUCACCCCGUUGACGUUGUUUCCAGUAGCAGAGUCUCGUCAUCUGGACAACUAGACAUUGCUCCUCCACCUGAACGUAAUGGUCUUUCAUCCACUGCAACAAACAAUAACAAUCCCCGUCCCAAGCUGUAUGGUGUGCAUGCAAAUAUAAGUUCAAGAUCGAAAGGACCGAGAAGUCAACUUGUUGUUAAAGCUUACACAACAAAAGCUGGAAAUGCUGACGCUGAAGGAAACAUUGUGAUCGAUCCUAAUCUGUAUAAUAAAGAAGAUCUCCGGAUCGAUUACACCAAUGCCAAGUUUUUCGUGAUUAAAUCGUAUAGUGAAGAUGAUGUUCACAAGAGCAUCAAGUACAAUGUCUGGUCGUCUACUUUGCAUGGGAACAAGAAGUUGCAGAGUGCAUAUGAAGACGCUCAGAGAAUAGCCACCGAGAAGUCUUGUGAAUGCCCAAUAUUCUUGUUCUUUUCUGUCAAUGCUAGUGGUUUGUUCUGUGGCAUGGCUGAGAUGACUGGUCCAGUUUCUUUUGAGAAAGACAUGGAUUUUUGGCAGCAAGACAAAUGGAGUGGAAGCUUUCCUGUCAAAUGGCACAUUAUUAAAGAUGUUCCCAAUAGCUAUUUCAGGCACAUCAUAUUACACAACAAUGAGAAUAAGCCGGUCACCAACAGUCGAGACACACAAGAGAUAAUGAUGAAACAAGGUCUGGAGGUGCUAAAGAUAUUUAAAGGCCAUGCGGAAAGGACUUCGCUACUUGAUGAUUUUGCGUAUUACGAAAACCGCCAGACAGUCAUGCACGAUGAGAGAAACAGGCUGCCAUACAGAAGCUUCCUUAGCCCUGUACCAGUACCCAGACCUGAUAUCUCUGACAGAAACAAGAAAAACUCUGUGGAUUCCUUCAAGAUAACCUCUUCUUCAGAAACCAAGGAGGGUCCUUCGAAAUCAGACGGGAAUGAGCAGACCACCGUAAAGGAAGGUACUAAAGAAGAUACUACUACUCUCAUUCAAAAGAAGAUCACCUCUCUCACCGUUAGCCCGACUGAUACAGACUCCAACCCAACCACUGGUUCUCACCUCAACCAGAGUCAAGCUAAUUCUAAACCAUCCCCCUCUGUCUCUGACAACAAGACAGACCCUCCUGAAGUGGUUGAUUCUCCUCUUUCUGAAGACAGUGACACUGUCAAAGUUGGAUCAUUGCCCAUCAAAGUUACCGGGUCUCCUCCAAUUGUAACUGUUGGUACUAUUCCUCUGGACCCCAGCUCACUUCAGAAGAAAUAAGCCCCUGGUUUGAUUUAUUAUCUCAUCUGUCUCCUUAUAUUUGAUCAUCUUCUAAAAGUUAAUCUCUGCAUUAUACUCCUGCUUCAUCAUAUAUGCCACAUGUGGCGUUUGUUUAUAUAGCUGAGAGUCUCGACUGGUGACUUGAGAUUUCGCAAUUAUGUCAAACGCCAAAAAGAGUAUCGUUGGUUUGCGGUUGGUGGUUGCGUUUUGGUUAUUUUGGAUUUGACCGGAGAA
Molecule: messenger RNA, 2420 nt
Organism: Brassica oleracea var. oleracea
Lineage: Eukaryota; Viridiplantae; Streptophyta; Magnoliopsida; Brassicales; Brassicaceae
Product: YTH domain-containing protein 1
Exons: 7
Coding region: 312-2186 (624 amino acids)
Biological process (GO): mRNA destabilization
Cellular component (GO): cytoplasm
Molecular function (GO): mRNA binding
Source: RefSeq, a predicted model, not a curated record